AUGUUAUUUGAUGAAAAUGAAAUAAAGAAUAGAUGGGAAGAAUAUGUGACAGAUCUGUAUGGUGACAUCAGAAAUAACAAUCUAGAAUUGCCUUCAAAUGAAGAUGGUGAAGAUCUGCUAGUGGAUGAAGCCAAGAAGGCAAUACAUGAACUAAACUCCGGCAAGGCAGCAGGACUGGAUAACAUUAACACCGAAAUACUAAAGGCAUUAGAUGAAGAUAACAUUCAACAUGUCCAUCGAUUUUGCAACUUGGUAUAUAAAAUUGGAAUAUUUCCAGGUGACUUGAACGACUCAAUCUUUAUAAGACUCCCCAAGAAACCAAAAGCUACAGAAUGCUCUGAAUAUCGGACACUUAGUCUUAUGAGCCAUGUACUGAAGAUCAUACUCCGUUAA
This is a messenger RNA of Penaeus monodon (black tiger shrimp), 393 nucleotides long. RefSeq lists its product as uncharacterized. Lineage: Eukaryota; Metazoa; Arthropoda; Malacostraca; Decapoda; Penaeidae. The record is from RefSeq and is a predicted model, not a curated record. The transcript has a single exon. The coding region runs from base 1 to 393 and encodes 130 amino acids.